Molecule: messenger RNA, 350 nt
Organism: Acaulospora morrowiae
Lineage: Eukaryota; Fungi; Glomeromycota; Glomeromycetes; Diversisporales; Acaulosporaceae
Source: the annotation of a GenBank genome assembly
GACGUUUAACACACCUGGAUUCGUCGAUACAAAAUGUCAGUGUACGCAAAAAAAUGAAAAGAAAUUAAGUUGUAACAAGUACCUAAGACGAAAACGAGGUCCUAAAGAUCGUGACGAUCGUGACGUAAAUUUUCCGCUUCGUGACGUAGAUUUUCCGCGAGAUCGAGAAGAAAACCGUGAAGUAGAUAGCAACAAUAUAUUACCAAACGAACAUCAUCUUCCUCUCAAAGGAACGUCUGACAAAUCGAAUGAAACUCGUGAGGACAUAUUUGAUUCGUUGCUCGAAGAAACAUCAAAUUCACAUACGGAACAUUUUGAUCCAAUCAAUCGUCAGGAUUUCUCUGACUCAG